UUAUGUGUUUGUUACUCUUUACACGACCGUUCUUUCCGUUCGACGCCAUUUUGAUGAAACAGCGACGAGAGGGGACAUGUUGUGGCAUCACCCCCGUGAUUUUUGUGUGGAGUCAUAAUUGUUUUUCUUCUUUUUAUAUCUUUUUGUUUCCGCGCCCGGGAGGCGAAGGAGCACAACCCGAUGGACCAGAAGAGGAACAAGACACCGUUUCGGGGGUAGCGGAGCCUUAUCGUUAGCCAUAGCUUGCUAGCUCGGGCCACUCGUUUUGUCUGCGUUUGUUCAUAAAUUGUUGUCGUCUCGGCGAAGGGCUUUGUUAGCCACUUAAAUCCCUUCCGUGGACUCGUUUUGUGGACUGUAUUCUGAAGAACUGAAGGUGGGGAGGCUCCCCCCUCGGCCCCAAAUCAAACACUGCCUGGACUGCGGUUAGCAACAUUAGCUGCUAACCCAAGCGGCCUUCCCUUGCGUUCCUCCUCUGCCUCCAUAUGACUGCUGGUGGCGGACGUGGGCGUUAGAACACCGUUCUGCCGGUAGAAGCGAGCUCGGACUACCUUGGGGGACCCCUUGGUUGGAUUUUCGGGGCGUUGUUUGUGUGUGUCGCUUUGGUUUUGGACUCGAGAGGACUUUACAAAAAGGCACAUGGCGCCGUCGAUUGGCGCGCCGGCCUCUCAUCUCUUGCGUUGGGAUUAAACGAGGACUCUGCGUCAUUGAUCCGCCCUCCAUUUUCCCCCUUUUUCUUUUUUUUUUUUUUUUUUUUUUUCCGUUUGUUUGGUUGUCCAACGCCUGUCUCUACUCCACCCCCACCCCGUCCCUAAACCUCUUUCUCUCCCCCCAACCCUUGUUGUUAUAAAAGAAAAGUGUGGCAAAAAUGUCGUGUGUUCACUACAAGUUCUCUUCCAAACUGGACUACAACACGGUCACGUUCGAUGGUCUGCACAUCACCCUCAGUGAGCUCAAGCGGCAGAUCAUGUCCAGGGAGCGCCUCAAGGCCACAGACUGCGACCUGCAGAUCACCAACGCACAGACGCGAGAAGAAUACACGGAUGAUGAAGCCCACAUCCCCAAGCAUUCGUCCGUGAUCGUCCGCAGAACACCGAUUGGAGGUGUCAAACCUGCUGGCAGGACGUUCAUUGUAGAUCGUUCUGACACGUCUGUGGCGGGAUCGUCGAGACCCACCGACUCCUCACCGUCUAUGUCUCUCGCCCAGCUCACCAAGACCGCUAACCUGGUUGACGCAAAUGCAUCCGAGGAGGACAAGAUUAAAGCCAUGAUGACUCAGUCCAACCACGAAUACGACCCUAUUCAUUACUCCAAGAAGGCAGUCGGACCACCACCGGCUCACUACCUUUGUUUCCGUUGUGGAAAGACCGGUCACUAUAUUCGGCAGUGCCCCAUGCUACUGGUUCAGGAUAAGAGCAUGGAGGGUCCGAAGCAGGUCAGAACCAGCAAGGGGAUUCCUCAAAGUUUCAUGGUGAAAGCUGAACCCGGCACCAAAGGAGCCAUGUUGACCAGCACCGGCGAAUACGCCAUACCGGCCAUCGACGCGGAAGCGUACGCGCAGGGCAAGAAGGAGCGGCCGCCGUUCGUUCCGCACGACCAGUCGUCCUCCGAGGACGAUUCCGAUCCCAUCCCGGACGAGCUGCUGUGUCCCAUCUGCAAUGAUCUGAUGACGGACGCCGUGGUCAUUCCUUGCUGCGGGAACAGCUACUGUGACGAAUGUAUCCGGACGACCUUGUUGGACUCUGAGGAGCACGUUUGCUUCACGUGCAAACAGUCGGAUGUGUCGCCUGACCACCUCAUCGCCAACAAGUUCCUUCGACAGGCCGUGAACAACUUCAAGAAUGAAACGGGCUACACCAAACGCGGGCGCAAACAAAUCCAGCCUUCGGCCCCCCCUCCUCCGCGGCCUCACCUCCUGAACAGGCCUCUCCUAUCCAGACAGCAGGACCCUCUGAUAGCCAACAUCUCCCAGCCGCCGCCUCUGUCUGUUCCUCACGCUCCCGCAACCGCGAGCGUGACAGCCCCUCAGGCUCAGACCCCGCCCGCAGCACCUCCCGCCCCCAACACCCCCACCCCUACGCCUUCGCCGCCUCCUCAAGCUGACGUCACUGAGGAAAGAAAGAAAGAAGCCUCGCCAGUUCCGCUGCCCGUCGUGGACCACGGUUCUCCUCGGGUCUCUGGUGGUCAGGACGAGCCGCCCCCGCCGGGGGAGACUGAGCCGCUGCCGCCCAUUGUGAAGCCAGGCCUGCCCAAAAACCCAGAGAGCAGAUCACAUGCCUACAAUUUGCCCCUCCUUGGCACGGCUCCACCCUCGAGGCUGCCCUCUCACCUUUCAGGCCCACAUUCCCGGCCCCAGCAACCUCCCAGGGACAGGGGGGGAAGACACUGGGAAAGAAGCAGAGGCGAGCCACCCUCCACCCACCUGCAGACGGCCCAACUCCCUCUUCCCACUCCCCCCCUCUACGUGUCGCCCUCCCUGUACCCGCCGCCGCCGCAGCCAUACGCCCCCCUGUACACCGCGGGGCCCGGCCUCCUCCCGCCACCGACGAUGGGUUACCAGCCUCAGCCCAUGUAUGCCCCCGGCCCAGCGGGCGUCAACCCUCCCUGGGGGGCUCCCAGCGGCCAGCCCCCACUCCUCCCCUUGGCCUCCCCCCUCAAUCAGCCUCCGCUCUCCAAAGAAGAUUUCUACAGGCAGCGGCACCACCGACAAGACAACAUUACGUCCAAGCUUGACGAGUUCACAAAAGACUUCCACAAGGAGCUGAUGAAGUACCGAAAUGCACCAAAGAGGCAGAGACCUUCGUAUUCUAGGUCCCGAUCAUAUAGCCGUUCUCCGUUCAGCCGCUCGUACACUCGCUCUCGCUCCAGGUCCAGGUCCAGAUCACGGUCUUACUCGUACACCCCAAGCCGUUCCCGCUCACGUUCCCGCUCCCACGGGCGCCCGUAUCCCCGCUCACCUUACUCCCGACGCAACGGACGCAGCUACGGACGCUCUCGAUCGAGAUCCCGUUCCCGCUCGAGGUCGUAUAGUUACCGGCGCUCCGGUUCGCCGCCCUCCUUCCGCAACGCCGCUUGGGAGGGGACGGAAGGUGCGCCGCCGUUCCGUUCCAGGUCUCACUCCCGCUCUCCGGGCGGUUUCCGGAACCGCAGCCCCGCCGGACGAAAACCGCCACCGCGGGAAUUGGCGCCUUAUGACCUGAAGGGUCUUAGCCCCGGCAGUCAUGACCAAUGGGAGCGAGAUAGCUACCGGCAAUGGGAGCGGGAGUACAGGGAAUGGUACAACAAAUACUACAAAGACUAUGAGAAUCAACACCAGGCGAUGUAUCAGAGGGGCCGCAGUAGCAGGGAGAGGGAGAGAGAAAGGGACAGGGACCGAGAGCGGGAGCGGGACCGAGAGCGAAUGUCCCCGCUCCACCGGGAGUACUCCCCCCAAGGCAGAGGAAGAAGAGGUCGAGAUGACAAAGUGCCACCGAUUCAGAAUCCUCCAUCGUCGUCCUCGUCGUCAACAAAGACAAAUGCCAAGCUCCUGAAGACCAAGAAAGUGAAAAAGAGGAAAGCCGGAGAGGACGGGGAGCAAUCGCAGCAUCCUGUAGACCGGGGCGACGCCACGCCCGUCAGAGACGAACCCAUGGAUGACAUCCUGUCGCCAAACAAGACACCCCCUGUUUCCUCCAAGUCGGCCUCAUCCACUGGCAGCUCCAAGGCUCCUGCCUCCAAAAGUGCCACAACACCCUCAAGAACCUCGCUCAAGUCCACGCCCAAGACCGACAAGAAUAAGAAGGAGAAGAGUCAGAAAAUAAAACCCAAAGCCAAGACGGAUGCUUCCAAAGUCAAAAGCGACAAAGUUAAGAAGAAGACUAGUGAACCUGUGGUGACCAAAAAGAAGGAGCCCUCAUCUGCAGCACCGGCGGCAACGACGGCGGCUGCUGCCGCUGCGAAGACAUCAAAGACCAGCAAAACCAAGCCCGAAGAGACCCACAACUCAAGUGUGCCUAAAAAGGAAAAGUCUAAAGUUGGUUCUGUAAGACCACCCCUCCUAAAGACACCCCCACUGUUCUCCCAGGGCCUCCCUCUGCCGCAUCCGUCUCUCCACGAGAACCUUCGGCCUGGUAACGACAACAGGGGCCGAAGAGACCCCCUGCAUGGUGGUGGCCUCAUCCCCCUGCCCCACCAAGUGCUCCCCUACCUCCACCGUCCUCCCCCGCGGUUGGGUGAGGAGGGGCGUUCCUUACUCGGGUCUCCGCCCGGAAAACUCCGGAGAUUGGACGGACCUGGGAUUGGAGUCGAGGUCUUCUCGCACCUGCAUGAACCUCAUCAGUCGCCGCUCCAGAGAUUCUCCCACCCUUCCGAUAGACCCGGUCUUCUUCCUGUCCUGGUGGGCCGUGAAAUUGUCUGGGCGGACAAAGACCGAGGUGCCAUCAGGCCUCUCAUGGACUUACCGGUGAAGCCAGUGACCCAGAGAAGCACCCCCCUGAACAGAGACCUCGGAAAAAAAGACAACCCCAUCUCGGACCGAUCAUCUUCGGGCACCGAGAAGACGACCGCGGACCGAUCGGGUGCUGCCAACAACCCGGAGGCGGACAAACCUGCCAGCAAUUCCGAAGGAAUCGACGUAAAGGAGCGCGCAUCUUCUGAUGGGGCGUCCAACAAAGAAAAGGCUGGGGAGAAGUCAUUUGUGUCGGAUAAAGACUCCGACCGGAGCUCGGGAGUGGACAGAGAGCGGGAAAGUAACUGGAGAAUGGACAGGGAGCGGGAGAGAGGUUCCGAACGGGGGCGGGAAAAAACCUCGCGCUCGGACAGAGAGCGGGAAAAAGGUACGGCGUCGGACAGAGAUCAGGAAAAAGCUUCGGGGUCUGACAGAGAUCGGGAAAAAGCUUCGGGGUCAGACAGAGAUCGGGAAAAAGCUUCGGGGUCUGACAGAGAUCGGGAAAAAGCUUCGGGGUCAGACAGAGAUCGGGAAAAAGCUUCGGGGUCUGACAGAGAUCGGGAAAAAGCUUCGGGGUCAGACAGAGAUCGGGAAAAAGCUUCGGGGUCUGACAGAGAUCGGGAACGGGGUUCAGACAGAGACCGAGAUCGGGAAAAGGCUUCGGAUCGAGACCGAGACAAAACUUCUGAGCGAGAUCGGGCUAAAGCUUCUGACAGAGACCGAGAAAAGACUUCAGACCGCGAACGCGCGAAAGCGUCCAGUUCAGACCGAGAUCGUGCAAAAGUUUCAGACAGAGAGCGAGAGAAAGCCUCGAGUUCCGAUCGGGAUCGAGAAAAGGCUUCGGGAGCCGACCGGGAGAGGACUUCUGAGAAAGAGCGCGACAGAACGUCUGGAUCGAGCUCCAAGAGGGUCUCGGCGGUGAAAGAUGCCGACGUGGGUGAAAAGCUGCAGAAGGCAGAGCGCAAAAGCUCUGGAAGCGCCGCCGGCAGAUCCGUCUGCUUGGACAAAAUGACCAUCGCGGAGAAAUCGGCCAUCGGCAAGAAGCAGGGACACAACCAAGAGAAGCCGAGCGCCGCCUCCAAGGAGGCUGCGGACAAAGUGGCAAAAUCUGACUGUAGCGUUUCUAAGGAGAGAACCCCGAAGACUGCGUCCACUGUGAAAAAAAACAAUGCCCCUCCCAAAGACGCGAAAGAAGGGGAGACGAAAACGGUGAGAACCAAGCCUAAGAUUAGCCGCAAGGUCUUGUCGUGUCAACCUGCCGCUGCCGCCAGUCGCUCCACUCAAGAGCCCAAGCUGCCCUCUCGGGAGAAGGAAGAAGAGGAGAAGAAGAGAGACACGUCAGCCACUUCGGAUCAGGCGACGCCGUCGAUCCCCCCAAACGCUGGGGAGCAGCUCCUCAUUCAGGCGCCUCCUCGCUCCAAGUGGGAGCGAGAGGAUGAUGAAGAGGAGGAGGAGGAGAUGCAACAGGUGGCGGCAGUGGUCGCGGCUCCGCAAGAGCCUCCCAAAGCGCCGUCACCCGCGCCGCAGAAGAGUGAGGCCGCCCGAGCCGAUAAGAAGGUCGCGGUCAAGGAGGACAAGAAAAGGCCGUCGAAGGACGAGAGCAAAGGCGGCAAACCCGCCCCCAAAGUCAAGAUCGUCCGAGAGGAGAGGAAGGCGCCUCGAGGAGAAAGGCCAUCGAAAGCCGAGGGAAGGGAAACAAAGGAGGAGGACAAGAACGGUAGCGGCGCGGAGCCCAGGCGGCAGCGCCUGUGUUCGGACCUGGCCCGCGAGACGGACGAGGCCGCCUUCGUGCCGGACUACAGCGAGGGCGACGACGCCUCCGACAGCAGCCCCUCGGCCAGCCAGCGCUCCAACAGCAACCGCAGCGACUCGCCCUCCGCCGCCUCGGGCGGCGGCGGCGACAAGAAGAAGAAAAAGAAACACAAGAAGCACAAGAAACACAAAAAGCACAAGAAGCACAAAGUGACGGACAAGGAGGGCGGCGAGCACAAGCAUAAACACAAGAAGAAGAAACACAAGAAGAGCAAAGAGAAGGACUCGGAGGAAACCAAUGCUGACAACGAAGAGCCGCGAGGCAUCGCCGGAACGGAGACCCCCAAGCCUUGAUGCUGCUUGGAAUUUAAAAGACGGAGAGUGAGUGAGAGAGAGAGAGAGAAAAAAGACAUCAAGCAAGUUCAACGCUGCGAUUGAAGUGCCAGGAGUAGCGGAAACCCGGACCUCCAGACUUUGACGCUUCAAAAUGAAAAGUACAAAGACGAGAGGAAGUUGAAGCGCCACAAGGCAUAAACUGGAACACAUCCCUCCGAAACUUUUCAACUAAAUGAUUUACCAUGAUGACAACGGGCAUGUCAAAGUUGAGGAGGAGCCAAAAGCUGCGCCUCCGACCUUGACGCCACUUUGCAAAUCCAUUCACUCAGGGAUGCUUGGAAGCUUCACGUCUCACCGCCCGUCGUUUCACCGUGUAGAAAACCAGGAAGUCUCGCUUCCUUCCUUCCCUCCCUCCGUGCGGAACUUGGUCACUUCCCCUGUGAAGGAUCUCGCGCAUGUAAAUAUUCGUCGCCGCACUUUGAUGGCUUCUCCCACGUUUUAGGACGGUUUUCCUCGCUUCGCCGGGAUUUGAAUCAACGGCGCGCACUUGUAAAUAUUCUUUGGCACACUUGGACGACUAAGCCGGCGUUUCGGGGCAGUUUUCCGCAUUGUGACGAAGCGAUUGUGGCGUCGUCAUUCGGGGACACGUUUUGUUUGCGUUGUGGCCAUUUGGCAUGAAUGGGAAAACAAAUCUUUGGUCCACUUUUUUUUUUGUGUGUGUGUGCAAUCACGCGACACUGGAUGCAAGAAAAGG
Hippocampus comes (tiger tail seahorse) is the source of this 7265-nucleotide messenger RNA. It is a transcript of the gene rbbp6, whose product is annotated as retinoblastoma binding protein 6. Lineage: Eukaryota; Metazoa; Chordata; Actinopteri; Syngnathiformes; Syngnathidae. The record is from RefSeq and is a predicted model, not a curated record. Gene Ontology annotation, cellular component: nucleus. Gene Ontology annotation, molecular function: zinc ion binding; nucleic acid binding; ubiquitin protein ligase activity. The coding region runs from base 866 to 6529 and encodes 1887 amino acids. The transcript is spliced from 21 exons. Gene Ontology annotation, biological process: mRNA processing; protein ubiquitination; ubiquitin-dependent protein catabolic process.